AUGGAGCAGCAAGCGGGGCCACCAGAGCCGAGACCUACAGGACUCACCACACACCUGCAGCCCAAGGAGGGGAUGCUGUGGGGGCUCCUCGCCAUCCUCUCGCUGCUGGCCGGGCUGGCCACGGGCACCCUGCGAACCCCACACUGCAACGAGACGCUGGAUGCGGCCCCCACGCCGCGGGGCAUGGCCACUGCCAGCCCGGCUGUGGAGGACGGCGUGGAGGUACCGCUCACCGCUGCCUGGAGCCAGCUGUACGGGGACAAUGCAACGACGGGUGGCCCGGGUGCCGCGGAGCUGGCAGAGGACCUGUUGCUGCGUGCCGAGCGCUCACCGCCAGGCACCAGCAAAGCCAAGAAGGGGGCGCGGAAACCCCCACGGGGGGCCCGUGGGCGCAACUGCCACAUCCGCAACCUGAUGGUGAAGGUGCGCGACCUGGGCCUGGGCUUCAACUCGGACGAGAUUGUGCUCUUCAAGUACUGCAGCGGGUCCUGCCACCGGGCGCGCAGCAACUAUGACCUGACGCUGGGCAGCCUGCUGCGGCAGCAGCUCAUCUCCCCGGGGCCGCAGGAGCGGGUCCUCAGCCACCCCUGCUGCCGGCCCACCCGCUACGAGGCCGUCUCCUUCAUGGACGUGCAGAACACGUGGCAGACGGUGGAGAAGCUCUCGGCGGCCGAGUGCAGCUGCAUCGGCUGA
Molecule: messenger RNA, 693 nt
Organism: Nipponia nippon (crested ibis)
Lineage: Eukaryota; Metazoa; Chordata; Aves; Pelecaniformes; Threskiornithidae
Source: RefSeq, a predicted model, not a curated record